GGCGUUUGAAGCCGAGCAUAUUUCGUGGUCGCACGCGCUUUGUUUUGCUCCUAACAGUUAGCACUUGCUACCACAGUCGCCCAGCUCAAAUCUGACCGGCGCUGCUGUUAAAGCGACAUCAAAAUGAAACCUGCCGUGGACGAGAUGUUUCCUGAAGGAGCUGGACCGUAUGUAGAUCUGGACGAGGCAGGGGGCAGCAGCGGCCUUUUGAUGGACCUGGCAGCCAAUGAGAAGGCAGUUCACUUGGACUUCUUCAAUGACUUUGAGGACCUUUUCGACGACGAUGACCUGCAGUGACUCCACAUGCGCGCGCACACACACACACACCUUUCUGAAUAUGUACAUAUGAAAGCUGUCUUUUUCAAAUAAAAGUUGAUUUAAAAAAAGGA
Messenger RNA from Phyllopteryx taeniolatus (common seadragon), 389 nucleotides. It is a transcript of the gene cops9, whose product is annotated as COP9 signalosome subunit 9. NCBI's taxonomy places the organism in Eukaryota, Metazoa, Chordata, Actinopteri, Syngnathiformes, Syngnathidae. The record is from RefSeq and is a predicted model, not a curated record. The transcript has 3 exons. The coding region runs from base 124 to 297 and encodes 57 amino acids. Gene Ontology annotation, biological process: negative regulation of protein neddylation.